Messenger RNA from Humulus lupulus (European hop), 919 nucleotides. RefSeq lists its product as uncharacterized. Gene Ontology annotation, molecular function: monoacylglycerol lipase activity; glycerophospholipase activity. Bases 120 to 539 code for a protein of 139 amino acids. The transcript is spliced from 2 exons. Lineage: Eukaryota; Viridiplantae; Streptophyta; Magnoliopsida; Rosales; Cannabaceae. The record is from RefSeq and is a predicted model, not a curated record.
UCCUCCGUCUGCGCCUCUCUACACCUCUCUACGCCUCUCUCCUCCGUCUAUGCCUCUCUAUGCCUCUCUACGCCUGUUGAGUGAAAUGACAAAGAAAAAUCACUCAUUGGGGGGAAUUGAUGAAGGGCGAGAAUGAUGAUGAUGUAGUGGGCGCAGAGCAUGGGGCUGGUGCUGGUGCCGGUGUCACAGCGAUGGAUGGGAAGAGAAUGCCAGUUCUAUCGUUGGGCACAGGAUCAGCCAAGCGUGAAGAAAAGUACAAUGCAGCCAAGGCAUCCGAAUGGGGCCUCCUCAGUUGGAUUUUCGACAAUGGCAGCACACCCAUCAUCGACAUUUUUGGUGAUGCUAGUUCUGAUAUUUCUCAUUGCAUUCAGAUUAUGGUUGGAAAAAUUCCUUUAGGGCUUGAUUUGACCUUGCAAAGAACGGAAAACAUCUCUAGGGAAGGUAUUUUAUUUUUUGUAAGAUACAGUUCAUGUUUUAUUUCAAAUAUUUUUCUUUAUAGGCAUGUAUAUGUUAUAAAUGUUCAUAAAUUUACCUAUUAAUUUUCUAGUGGGUUUGAGGUGUUAAUUGCAGCAGCAAGGUUUGAGCUUUUGGACUGCAGUGGAUGGAUUUGUACGUUAGGUCUUGGUUCAAUAAACUAGCACCAUUUUAUAAAUCUACUCUUAUUUAUAUUUCCUUGCUCUAUCCUUAUUCCAUUUCAGGUACACCUCUUCUCUUUUCCAUUUUGUUUUUGGCUCAAAUCUCGUGUUUAUAGUAGAGACUUUAUUUAAGAUUUGCUCCCAUUUCUAAUUCUUGCAAAACACUGGAUCAUUUUUAUAUAUAAUGAUAUCAAUUUUUAGAUUACGUGUAUAUAUACUAAAAUUUCUUUUGCUGCAUUUUCACAUGAUUAUGAUUUGGGUUUUGAUUUUUUUUUCAAUCUAUG